Molecule: messenger RNA, 4924 nt
Organism: Procambarus clarkii (red swamp crayfish)
Lineage: Eukaryota; Metazoa; Arthropoda; Malacostraca; Decapoda; Cambaridae
Gene: scny
Product: ubiquitin specific peptidase 36
Biological process (GO): regulation of apoptotic process; protein deubiquitination
Cellular component (GO): cytosol; nucleus
Molecular function (GO): cysteine-type deubiquitinase activity
Source: RefSeq, a predicted model, not a curated record
CCCGGCCGGCCGCGCGCCCCGACACCACUCCGCUGCUCCUGUGUUUACUAUUCACCCACCAAGUUGUGAUCUCCGUGAAUUAAGCCCGCUGCGGCCUGUGAAAUCUCCCGGAUAAAGCACCUGCGCCCCCAUUCAUAGACUGUAAAUAUAUUCUAGAUGCCGAGGACUACAUGAACCAAGUUGUAACAGUUGGUGUAAUAAGAAGUUGGAAGAUAAUGCAGCUGCAGUUGCACACUGUGAAGUGUCAAACACACAAGCGAACAUUCUCAAGUUCAGCGGACACAAUUGACAAUACUACAAAUUGUCUGCACUUGGGAAGGUGGUGCCUCUAGCAGAUAUUAAGGUGGGACUGCACAGCGUGUGAUGCCUGCAUCAUCAGCUGAGGUGAUAGGGGUGGCGCUGCAGUCUGCAUACCGAGAUACACCGGUGGACACAGCCCCCUCUUCCUUAUACAAGAAGAACCAUUUAGAGGAGCAGCUUGUGGCAUCUAGUAAACAGGUGCUGCUGAACCAUGUUGAGUAUGAUCGUGUGGGCACCCAACAAUCUCUGGUGCUAAGCUCUCUCAAGACCAAAUAUGUGAACCUGACAGCCAGCGACACCACCACUCCCACCUCUCCGUCAGGUAGCAUGGCCCAUGCACGCCACAAGCCAUCCGCCGGAGCGAAAGAGGACCAGCUGGAGGAGCCUCGUGUAGUUUUGUGGCCCAGGGACAAGGUCACUUUGGGCUGGAGGAAGACCUUCUCCCCUGGGGCAGGAAUGGUCAACUUGGGAAACACAUGUUAUAUGAACUCUUCACUUCAGGCACUCUUCCACAUCCCAUCUAUGGCUAAUUGGCUUAUGGAUGACCUCUCGACCCACACUCAGCGAUGUGAAAGUAUCUCUGGAAAUGCUUCCUUCUGUUCGGUUUGUGCAAUGAUGAGGACUUUUCGCUCCACGCUAGACCGAUCUAAUACAGUCAUCAAGCCGUCACUCAUACAACACAAGUUAAAAAGCAUAGGUAAAACCCUUAUGUAUGGAAGGCAAGAAGAUGCCCACGAAUUCAUCAAGCUGCUUUUGGAUCACAUGGAAAAAUCAUACCUCACGUUCAGGAAAGCAAUGAAGCUCGAUCAUCGUUCCAAGGAAACCACACCUCUGAAUCAAAUAUUUGGAGGCUACAUUAGACAACAGGUGAUAUGCCCUGUGUGUCAUCAUGUGUCCACAACCUUUUCACAUUUCCAAGACUUGGUGCUAGAUAUCCGUUCAGUCAACAGUGUUGAUGAUGCGCUCAACCUCCAUUUUAAGAAAGAAACCCUUGAUGUGGAUAAUGCCUAUAAGUGUGAGAAGUGUCUCAAAAAGGUGCCUGCCACUAAGAGACACCUCAUCGAAAGAGCUCCACAUGUGUUGCUGAUACAGUUAAAGAGAUUUACAAUGUCUGGUGGUAAAAUUGGAAAACACAUAAAUAUUCAAAGAACAAUAGAUAUAUCGAGAUUUGUGAAUGGAGCCAGCAAACAUCAGCCAGGUACUGGACCAUAUCAAUAUCGUCUAGCGUCUAUGGUAAUUCAUCUGGGUGGAUCACAACAUGGAGGACAUUAUACAGCUGUUGCAGAAGCAUCCAGCGGUACUAUGUUUGAAUUUGACGAUUCAUCGGUGCGAUCCAUAUCCGUUCAGAGUGCCCUUUUGCGUAACCCGUACAUCCUGUUUUAUGAGAUGGUACGAAAACCAAAGGAUAAUAUGCAGGUAAAACAGGUGGUUCGCCAGAGUUCAGAGAAGACCUUGAUACGUCAGAAUUCAGAUGGGGUCUCCAAACCAAUACCAACAAGCCAUAGUGCCUCCUCAGUGGCUAAUGGCUUUGGUCGUGCCACUGAUAACAUUGGGGAAGUUGGAAAUAGAAAUGGCAUUCCAACUCCUACUAAUAAACCUCCAUUACCAUCACAUAAAGACAGGGAAAGAAUUUCCUUUGGAAUAAAGUUAAAUCAAGGCAAAAGUGAAAGCACGAACAAGCCCAAUAGAAUUAUCCUCAACGCCGGUACCACAUCCCUCUUGAUAAUGAAACCUUCGGCCUCUUCUUCGGGCUCUUCCUCAUCUACUUCAACACCAAGCAAAACGGUUUCAACUCCUAAAUCGGUGCCUAGCUUGGUCCCAUAUCCAGAUGAUUCAGACGAGUCGGAGAUCGAUGAAUCCAAGGGGGGGUCAGUGAAAGCACACAGGGAAAAGUCUGUUCAGAAUAAUAAAGUGAAAAGUGAUGAUCCAAGAUGUAUAAAAUCAAAUGGUGUUAAGAGUGCAAAAAGUGAGAAAAUAAAUGGAUUGUUACAUGUGCAGAAACCAGAAAGGCUAAGUAAUGGUGAUGUUAAAAAUAAUAAGUGUACUGAAAGUGACAGUAGCAUAAAAAGUAAUAUCUCCAGUAAAAGCGGAACAACUACAUUUAUGCCACGGUCUCUACAGGUUGUAAAUAGCACCACUCAGCAUUAUACAGCAGCCAUCAAAGCCAGUUGUAAAGGUAAAAGUGACUCAGGCUGGCUUGUGACAGAUGCAUCAUUACAUUCACCAAGUGAAAGCAGCAACAGUAGUGCUGGUGGAUCACAUGGAAAUUUGUUCACCGUGGUAGACCAGCCUACCAGCUGUAAGUUAGAACAGAAACAACCGCAUGUGCAAGUGCAUGAAAAACCAGAAAACCAAGGAUGGACAGUGACUCCCAAAAAGCAGCGUCCAGAAUUAGAAAAAUCCCUAUCGCAUGACUCUGUUCUUCCUAGCCCAACUCACAAAAAAGACGAAGCAGACUCUGCAAGUCUGAAGAGUAAAGCCAGUGUGGACAGCUGCCGCUCUGAUCGCUCAACAAAAUCCAUGAAGAAGUCUAUCUUAUCGCUAUUUACUUGUGUCUCAUCUCGCAGUCCAGAAAGUCCUGAAGACGAGCAGCCGGAAGCUGUAUUUCCUCAGCGGGAAAGACCAGAGUGCAACAAGCUGAAGUCCACAGAUGGUUGUCGCAUAAAAGGCGGUGACAUAGACGGCAAGGUUAGCAAGAGUAACAGCACUUCCAAUUCACCUAAUCGCAAGGAAUGUAAGAAAGAACUCUUGAAUGAAUCAAAUAAAAAUGGAAUAAAUUGUCAUAGUGAAAAUGGUCAUCAUAGCUCAAAAUCAGACACUGACAGUGAAGCAGAAAAUUCUCAGAGUAAAAGAUUUAGAGAUCAUGAUGACAAUGAACCUUCAAGCCCCUCAAAGAAAUGUCGUCCCGAAGACAAAGCAAAAUCUAUCAAAAAGAAUGAGCAUGAAGCAUCAAAAAAUGGACUUAAUUGUAAUACUUCAAAAAACGGACAAAAUAGUAGCUACGAGGCAAAGUCAAAAAACGUACAGUGUAGUGACUCUGAUGUUUCAAAAAACGGGGUCAUUCAUGAAAAUGGGAAAUCAAAAAAUAGACUUGUGGAAAAGGGAAAGAAGGGUAGUAAAAGAAGCAGAGAUCGUAAGCGAGGAAAAAUCUCAUCAUGUAACGGUGAAAGCUCCAAAGCACAGAACGAUUCCUCAUCCGUUUCAGCCUUGUCCCUCUCUGCGUCAUCAGACUCUGAAUCGAGUGAUGGUGAAGGUGAUAAGGAAGGAACUGAGCGUUGGGUUGAAAAGACUAAAGAGACCAUAGGGAAAGCUAAAACCAAUCCAGUGGCCCAAAUUGUUCAUUGGAACGGUAGUCUUAAAGAUCUUUCUCACACUAUAGGCCGUGACCGUGACAAUGAACAGAGCCAUGACCGUGAAAGAGAGAAUUUUAAAGAGCCUCAUAAAAGGAGGUGUGGAGUGUGGGAUGGUAGCCGCACCACAGAAGUAGUGGACGAGUUGCGAAGAGCUGGAAACUUUGCCUAUGGAACUAAAGUGAAUACGUGGGGUGGAAGUAAGAGUAUUGCUGACCAUGAAGUUGAAAGAGAACGCAAGGAAUUGAAGAAGCGGACGUCUGACGACUUAUAUAAUGAGGAAUUUGACAGUGGCAGAACCAAGAAGAUAAAAAUGGUAAAGAAGACCUGGGAGUCACAAUGUUGGGACCGUAGCAUAGGUAACGAGUUUCAAAAGGUCCAAGACUUUCGAAAUUCAGGAUCGUGGUCACCACACAACCACCACAACCAUAGCCCAUAUCAAUACCCAGGUUCACAUUUCAGUGAUCAUCACCAAAGACAUUUAUUUUGGGACAAGAAUCGUAAUCAUUAUCAGCCACGCAACAAGUCUUGGAACAGGUUUGGCAAGCGAGACCACAAGUUUCAUCAGAAACCAAAGGAACGGUAUAAACACUGGGAUAGAAGAGAUUAGAAUGUUUCUAGACAUACUGUGUCAAGUUUGAGAGCCACCUGAUCACAACUAUUGGGUGCAAUGCUGCAUAACUUAUGCCUGACACCAUUUUGAGCUGUUGUACCGUUCACAAUUUUGUGAUCUGUGGCUUUCUAAUAUGUUGCCUUGAGGGGCCCUGUUAAAUGCUCUUUAUAGGAUUGUAAAAAGUUGCUAAAUCUUGUACAGUACUAUGAAAGUCAUUAUCUUGCGUUUGGCAUUAUGGUGGAAAAAACACAUCUCUACAUUCUACCCUUCUCUACCUGCUUUAAUGCAAGCGGUAACACUGACUACUGUUUUCAGUUCUUGUAUGCAAGUAUUCUGAGAAAGCAUAAUGCUUGAAUGUCUUUUAUAAGAAUUUAUUACCAAUUGUUUAUUCAUUUAACUUUGUUACAUUGUUGAUUUGUACAAAAUUGAAGUAAAUCCCACACUGAAGCCUAGUUACAGCACGUUUUUAUCCCAGCAAUGAUAUGAGAGUCCUGUGAUAGUGAAUGAUAGUUUGUUUUAUUCAGCUUUUAUUUCUAAUAUGUUGCUGGUAUUUAUUAUCCGGCCUGUUAUGCUACUGAAAUGUAUAUUCAAGCAGUGCUAUUUAAAUGUGUGAAAUAAUAUAUAUAUAUAUAUAUAUAUAUAUAUAUAUAUAUAUAUAUAU